AUGGUGAUCAAGGCCAUCUACGGCGGCGACUCUAGAAAGGAGCACAGCGCGAUGCCGCUGGAAUGGCGUGUCAUCGGCAACGCCACCGCGAUGGUGGUCGACAAGCAAGCUCUGGUCUUUGACAGCGAUGGCGUCUUCCGGUACGAGCGGUCCCUCUCCUCUCGGCUGAACGGCGACUGCGAGGGCAAUCCUGUGCGCUUCAACGACCAGCCAACUCCAGGCCGCUGUACCGCCACACUGAUUGCUCCAAACAUGGUGGCAACCGCAGGGCAUUGCAUCGCGCCUCACCUUUGCGUCAGACUUGACUUUAUAUUCGGCGCCACCAGCGAGUCGAUGGUCCUCGGCAGCCACUUUGCUUCCAGUCUUCGCUAUUCGUGCGCCUCGGUCGAGGUCUCAGUGUCCAGCGGCGGGCAGGAUUGGGCUGUCGUGCGGCUGGACCAGAGCGUCCCCGCCUCGAUCGCCUCACCCGUCAGAAUCGCUCAAACGGAGGUCGUGGUCGGGAUGCCCAUCAUGGGCAUCGGCCACCCCGACGGCCUCCCGCGCAAGUACACUGGCGAGGCACAAGUCCAGCAGGUGGCCAGGCCGGGUACUCCGGCCUUUCGCUUCGCCACAAACCUGGACGCGUUUGUCGGCUCGUCUGGGUCGGGCGUCUUCGAGACCGAGAGGCGCGAGAUGGUUGGUAUCAUCGUUAGUGGGCAGCGGGAUUACGACGACAAGGGAUGCCUGAUCCGCUACCCGCAGGAGCAGGGUGCAACGGAGGACGCCGUCGGUGACGCCCUGCGCCUCCGCUGCGACCACGCCCUCAUCGUUGUCGCCACGCGACGAUGCUAG
Molecule: messenger RNA, 831 nt
Organism: Emiliania huxleyi CCMP1516
Lineage: Eukaryota; Haptophyta; Isochrysidales; Noelaerhabdaceae
Exons: 3
Coding region: 1-831 (276 amino acids)
Biological process (GO): proteolysis
Molecular function (GO): serine-type endopeptidase activity
Source: RefSeq, a predicted model, not a curated record